CGGAAUGUCGGCCGCCGUGACCGCUACGACCACGACGACGGUGGCGGCCUCCAGCUCGGCCGAUCCUGGCCACCUGGGGCCGGCCACCAGCAGCGAACAGCCGGCCAACGAUCCCGUCAAGAUGGAGGUGUCGCACGAGCCGACGCAGGAAGCGGAACAGAGCGCACCGGCGACGGAAGUGGCGAGCGGAUUGCACCAGCCGCAGUCCGGGACGGUGAUGGAGCAGGAACACGUCAACGGGAUGAUCGUCGUCGGGUCCGAACUGCACCACCACCACCACCACCAGCAGCAUCACCAGGCUGAGCGGAACUCCCCCGGCGGCCAGCAGCAGCAGACGGCGGUCAUCAUCAACCAGCAUAAACAGCGCAUGAUCACGACGACGGGACAGAUCAGGGAGAUCGCUGAGGGUCAGGAGCCGCCGAACGAGUCCUCGGACUACGACGCCGCGGUGGAGUACCACGCGGCAGGGGCGGGCGCGGAGCACGGACACCCGCAGUACAGCUACGAGCCGGCUACCAGCCAGGAGCAGGGCGGCGGUGGCCCUCCGCAGGUGAAGCGAGAAUCAUUAAUCGAGAAGGAAGCCCAGGCGCUAGCGGCUCAGGAAGCGACGGUCAUUCCGAUGCAAACCCAGACCAUCUACGUGGAGUACAAGAGCGAGGGGCCGGGUGGGGACGGGGAGGGCGUGCGGUACGUGAACCCGUACGAACCCGAACCGAAGUACCACCACCGCUACCUCUACCCGCCGUCGGCGCCCCAGCCACACGCGAGCCUCGGUGGCCAUGGCCACGUGACGGCCCACCACCCACAUCACCCGCACCAACACCCGCACGCGCACCCCCACGCACACCACGGACGCGGCAUGGGACCGACGGGGCACCACCCUGGACACCACCCCGGCCACCACCCGCAGGGCGGACCCGUUCAGGGCCAGUCGAUCGAAGUGCUCCCGCAGCAUUCGUCGGCGGUGGCCGUCGCGACGCAGUCGGGUGGCGGGGCGACGAUCCAGGUGCAGGCGCAGGGCCCGCACCAGACGAUCCAGGUGUACGAGACGCACGACGGGCCGGGGGGCGAGGUGGUGCAACACGUGGCGGCGGACGGCACGGUGGAUGCGAAGGCGUCCCACUACACCAACCUGGAGCCGGUGCUGUCGUCCGCCCAGAACUACUACCUCACGCCCGACGUCUACACGACGGCAAGCGGUCCUGGCGGCCCUGGCCCCGGCGCCGGCAACUAUACCACGUUCCUGCCCCCGAAGGAGGCCAUCUACUACCACCCGGCCAGCCCGAACACGGUGCUGUACAAGAGCGACCCGACCCUCACCUCGUCCUCCAUCGUCACCAAGCAGAUCCAGUACACGUCCGCGCUCCAGGGGCCCGGCCCGACCUCCAUGUACGAGAAUCCGGGCGCCCACAGCAGCAGCUCGCCGUCCGGGGCGCAGCAGAUCUACUCCAGCUACUGGAACGGGUCCAGCGUCGACUACAACCCGAACUUUGCCGGGACGAUCGUGACGAUGAACAAUGCGGGCGACGGGGUCGGUGAGUACGCCGGCAACGGGCAGCACUGGCAGAUCAGCUCGCUGAACGAGGCGUACGACAUGCAGCCGGCGGCGGCGGCCGAGCACCGGGAGUGCGUGAACUGCGGGAGCUCCGAUACGCCGCUCUGGCGGCGCGACCUCGUCGGCCACACGCUCUGCAACGCGUGCGCCCUCUACACGCGCCAGAACCCCGGCACCAACCGGCCACCGGCGCGCUCCCACAAGUCCAAGCAACCGGUGAAAACACCGCCGGCCCAGGGUAACCGGCGGUCGGGAGUGACGUGCGCGAACUGCAACACAACGACGACCACGCUGUGGCGCCGCAACAACAACGGCGAUCCGGUGUGCAACGCCUGCGGUCUCUACUACAAGCUGCACAGCGUCAACCGGCCGCUCACGAUGAAGAAGGACGGCAUCCAGACGCGCAAGCGCAAACCAAAGUCCGGCCAGCAGGUGCCCCAGAUGAACGGCCUCAACACAGGUAAGCUGCUGCCGUCGAUGAUACCGGCCCAGUACCAUCAGCUAGCGGCCGAACCGAAGCUGCUGGCCGGCAACCCGGUCCAUCUGUCCACCCCGCAACCGAUGGAGCUGAACAGUUCGCCCAGCCAGGAUCCGCGCUACGUGACCGGCGGGUCGCCCGGUGGCAACGGCGGCAAUCUGUCGCCCCAUCUGUCCAGCCACGUCCCGAACAGUGCGCUCGGGCCCCGCCACAUAGCGACCUCAGUGCCAUCGUUAGACGCUAGUCGAGGAGCCAACGGGGAGAUCACCAGUGUCAUCACGAGCACCGCCGUGGCGGAGCGUUCCAGCAACUAGCAACCGGCCGCCGGUCGGAUCGCAGCCAGCUGCCGCCAUCGAGUGAUAGGAGAGCGCGUCACCUUCUUGUACCAAAUAUU
This is a messenger RNA of Anopheles bellator, 2427 nucleotides long. Its product is annotated as protein pygopus-like. Gene Ontology annotation, biological process: cell fate commitment; positive regulation of transcription by RNA polymerase II; negative regulation of transcription by RNA polymerase II. The transcript has 8 exons. Lineage: Eukaryota; Metazoa; Arthropoda; Insecta; Diptera; Culicidae. Gene Ontology annotation, molecular function: DNA-binding transcription factor activity, RNA polymerase II-specific; zinc ion binding; RNA polymerase II cis-regulatory region sequence-specific DNA binding. The record is from RefSeq and is a predicted model, not a curated record. The coding region runs from base 5 to 2347 and encodes 780 amino acids.